Seriola dumerili (greater amberjack) is the source of this 3608-nucleotide messenger RNA. It is a transcript of the gene rprd2, whose product is annotated as regulation of nuclear pre-mRNA domain containing 2. Gene Ontology annotation, biological process: mRNA 3'-end processing. The transcript is spliced from 10 exons. The record is from RefSeq and is a predicted model, not a curated record. NCBI's taxonomy places the organism in Eukaryota, Metazoa, Chordata, Actinopteri, Carangiformes, Carangidae. The coding region runs from base 1 to 3588 and encodes 1195 amino acids. Gene Ontology annotation, cellular component: RNA polymerase II, holoenzyme. Gene Ontology annotation, molecular function: RNA polymerase II complex binding.
AUGGCGGCCGGUUCUGGGGCUGCAAGCGGCCACGGAGCCCGCAGCUCUACCGCUGCUCUGGAAGCGUCUUUGGACCGGCGGUUUCAGGGAGUAUCCAACACUAUGGAGUCAAUACAGGGACUUUCGACCUGGUGCAUUGAAAACAAGAAGCACCACGGCCUCAUCGUUCGUUAUUGGAUGAAGUGGCUCAAGAAAUCUGACAAUAAUCAUCGCUUGAAUCUCUUUUACCUUGCCAAUGAUGUGAUUCAAAACUGCAAAAGAAAGAACGCCAUUGUCUUUCGUUCAGCCUUCGCAGAGGUCCUUCCUAAUGCUAUCCUGCUCAUCAAAGAUGGAAAGGUACGCAAGUCAGUGGAGAGGAUCUUUUCAAUUUGGGAGGAGAGGAGUGUUUAUCCCGAGGAGGUCAUCGCCCAGUUCAAAGCCAGCUUCAACAAAAAGGAAAAGGAGCGAGAGAAGCACAAGGAAAAAGAAAAGGAGAAAGAAAAGGAGACUCCACCUGCAAUUGCCCCAACGAACACCAAAGCUGCCCUCAAGUCCAAGAUCGUAGCGGAGUUCACACCUCACUCCCUCAUUGAACAGUUGUCGAAGUAUAAGAGAGCAGUUGCAGAAGAAGAGUUCAGAGAGAAGCAGCUGGCGGCUCUCAGAGUGGAUGUCUGCAGCACAGAGGCCCUCAAGAGACUUAAAGACAAGGCAGGAGGCAACAAGUUUGCUAAGGACUUUGAGGAUGGCAGUUUGAAGCUGCAGGAGUUUGUCAGCUUCCUGGAGAAAGAGUUGAAAACAGGGCCUCCUCUGCUGGAAGCUUUGGGAAACGCAGACAUUUUCUACGAGAUGCAGUACAAGGAGGUUAAGAUUGUGGCCAAUGCAUACAAUGCCUUUGCCAGCCGUGUGGCCAGUCUUAAAAGGAAAUUGGAUUCCCUCAAGUCGACUCUUCCUGGACCUGAGGACUCCCCCAUUCCCUCGCCCUCCGAAGAUGCCCCCUCCCCGACUGGCUCUGAUUCACCCUUCCUGGGACUGGGAGCUAGCAGAGCCCAGGUGGAUCCAGAGCUGGAUGGCAAGGCCAUGGAUGAUGGAGAAAUACCAAGUGACAACAGAGACAUGGAAGACAUGGAUAUGUCUGAUGAAGAAGCUGACGCAGCAGGGGAUGAGAAGAAAGACAAGGCCUCCGCUGCUGUUUCCAAGGCUACAAAGUCAGAUGCAUCGUCAAAGCUUCCAACUACUCCUACGAAAGCUUCCAAGACAAAUGCUACCACUGCUGCCACAGCCACUCCAGGAACUCCCACCUCUGCUACUGCUCAAAGUACUCCAACCACCCCGCUAGGAGUCAACCUGGCAAAGGUGGACUUGGGAAAGAUCAGCUCCAUUCUCAGCUCCCUCACAUCGGCCAUGAAGAAUACAGCAGCUAGUCCAUCACCUCGGCCAUCGCCUGGGACUCCCACCACCCCCUCUGCCCAAUCGACAGCCUCUAAAGCAACCCCUCCAAGCCCUGCCCUGGCCAGCAUCCUGUCACGUGUUGACAUCACACCUGAAGGCAUACUCAAUGCCCUGUCUAAAACAAACACACCAGGUUUGUCCUCUCUCCUGCAAAGUGUGACAAACACUGCCUCCGCUCCUCCCACCCGAACCUCCCCAGAAUCAUCCACAGUGAAAACCCCACUCACCCCAACCACGCCAAAAACAAAACCCAGUCUGGGGAACAACCUCAAACGAGACAUGCCCGGGAGAACCAGAGACUGGGAGAAAGAGUUACAGCUGUCCCCUCCUCCCCCACCCCCUCCUCGUUCCUCAGCUCCUUCUGUCUCUCCCCCCAGCCUAGAAUCAAAAAUCAACAGUUUCUUGCAGGGUAAUCCAGGUUUUAGUCUUGCUCUAGGUGAUGUAAGUCCUGACGGGGUGGAUGGGACCCCAGUGAGAGAUGAGGCUGCUGGCACGCCGACCCAGGAUGAGAUGAUGGACACACCUGGGAGUGUGCCAGAAUCUCUAGGGUCUUCUGGAGGUCAUAACCUCUCACCCACAGCCUACCGCAGCGAACCCUGGGACGCGGUGAUCACCCCAUCAGGAAGUAACAACGAUGGAGACUUUCUGGGGUCCUCAUCUUCACGAUAUGGAGCUGGGAAGAAGAACAGCGCAAAAUUAAAGGAAGAUGAAGCAAUGAAUGUAAGGAGGCAGGUCUCCUCCUCCCCCAGUAAUGACAUGAAGGGUAAGAAAGAUGGACAUCACAGUCAGUUAAGGAUGAUGGGCAUCAACAGAGCGAUGGGAGAGAGGAGACUCUCGGCAAGCUCUCGUAAAGCAAGCACUGGCUCAGAUGACGGCGGGCUGAGCGGAAAAAGGGAGGAUAAGGGGAGAGGUCAAGAGUCUCCAGGUGGGGAUGGGAAGGAGGGUCAGUACCAUCGUAUUGAGACUCUAGUGUCGCCCUGCACCGAAGGGGCACCCAUUCAAACUCUAGGCUACUCGAACCGGCCUCUCACCGGAGAGCGUAUCAAGACGGUGGAGAGCAUCCGCGUGAUUGGCCGAGGCUCUCGGCGAGGGGGAGGUGCUGGCGGCCGGCCAGGCGGAGUGAUGUGGUAUGAAGAGGAGGAAUACAUGGAAGCUCAGCCUCCCUCACCCCAUACUGUCCCCCCUCCUCUUAACAUUGGCCAGGGCGGCACUGAGGACAUGACCCCCUCCAUGCCUCCUCCUCACCCACAACUCCUCCUCCCUCAUCUCCACCCUCCUCCGUCCCACCCUCAUUCACAUCCCCCUCCCCAAGCUCAGUUCCAAAUGCCCUACCACACAGAGAAUAUCCAGACCCCUCCUCCAUCACUACUCCACCAGCAUCCUCCUCCUACAUCUCCUUUCUUCAGUGGUCCUCCACCAAUGCCCCGCCCCCCUCCGCCCCCCAUACCACAGCGCCCUUCCCCUCCACCUAACCACCCUGUCGUGCCCUCUGCAGUCAUGGUGGGAGGAGUGUUAGUCCCUGUUGACCGUCCUCUAUCUCUUCCUCCCCCAAUUAGACCUGAAGGUGGAGAGCGAGGUGGAGUAGGGCCCAGAGGAAACAAAGUGGCCCCUCCACCCCUCAUGACAUCGUUGCUAGGCGAGCCCCCUCAGCUGCCCCGUCCUGGCACAGUUAAAGAGGCUUUUGUACCACGUCAUGCACCCCCUCUCCACCGCCCAGGUACCCCUGGUGUCCCUCCACCUUUACUGGGCAGAGUGAAGGAGCCUUUAAAUCUACCUCUUCCAUCCCCCUCUCCCUCUCCCACAUCCUCCACAACCUCUCCCUCCACGCCUAAUUCCCCUGCAGUCGACACUGCACCCACUCGCCUUUCGGCUCAAUCCGCUGCCCCUCCCCUCCAGAAAGCCCCCACUAGUCCUCCAGCUCAACCCCGCACCCAAACCUCUAACCCCGUUCCCCUCCUCAACUUGCCCACCUCUCGGCCCCCAAUCCUCUCGGUCCCCAUCUCACAGAGACCUCUUCUGCGAGGCCGAACCCCCUCUCAGCAGCUAAAUCAAGAUCCACCCAUGGGCGGGUUUCGUGGGGGCAAGCGGCCCGGUCCUCCAUUCACAGGUGGUCCAUUCCAUCAUGGGCAGAAGAGACCCUUCCUCCCCCCACGCUACUGAAGUGGUCAUCUAUGACAAGC